GUGUUAUAUUAUAUUAACACGUCGAAUAAUAUUUGCAUACAUUUUUGACAAAUCAUUUACAAUCAGUUUCUUUCUAUCGUAUUUUCCAAGAUCUUUAAUCGAUAUAAGCAAAUUUUUUUUAAAUUAAAAUUCAGAAGUUCUGGCGUAAAUCGCGUAAAUUUAUAGAAAUCAUAAGAUUGAAAAGGAAAGACCAUUGUGUAUCAUGCGAGUGUUUGAAAUUUUAACGAGGUACUUACAUUCUCUCACACCAGCUUCCACUCGUUAAAAUUAACCAUACAUAUGUCGUAAAUAAUCGUUGUAGAGUAACUCAUAAAUUAAACUUUUUCUGAGAUACUGCGGAAAGAUUUCAUUAUAAAUCAUCGACGAACUUCAUUGCUAAAUUUUUAAACAAAUUGAUUUAAAACAAGCACCACGAGAUCUUCCGCAUUUAUAUGUUAUGAAUUCGAUACGAUCGGAGAUGUCUGGAAAGGUUGAGAAGAAAAAAAAAACAACAAAAAAAAAAAACAAAGAAAAAGAAGAAAGAAAAAAGAAAUCUACGCUUUUAAAACAAAUAUUUUAUGAGAUAUUCGCCAAACAUGAAAUGUUUUAUCUAGAAGAUAACGAAUAUUUGUUAUCAUCUAAUUUUCAGUAUGCUUUGUAAUUAGAAUAUUUUUAUUUUUAAUUUCGUAUUACUAAUACAGACUUUGUAAAUAUAUCAAAGUAACAGGUUCAUGAAUAGUAUAAAUGCAAACGCGUUCAUUCUUCACAUUUCACAGUCAUACUUAACGCACUUCAAAUUUCGAAGUCAUGAAGGAUUUUGACAAGGAGGACACUAAUUUUUUAAUUAAAAUAGAACGUGCAAAUUAAUUCAUAGGAAACAUCUUUAUUUGCAUUAUGAAAUUAUUCAAAACUUAUUCAAAAUAUAACAAAAAAAAUAACAUCUGAUAUAUAAUCAUAUUUAAAAAAUAAAAAUUAGAUCAUCUCAUUCAUGAACUGCAUUUAAUAUUUUAAUAUUUUAGUUAUUUUAGAAUAUCUUAUUUUAGAAUAUCUUAUUUUAGAAUAACCAGCGUAAGUUUGACAAAUUAUCAAAGUUCUUUCGUAAUGGAUAGAAUGAUUAAAUGAUAUUUCAUUACAGAAUAUUCGAUUUUACUAAAUAUCAAAGAACUUUUGCCCUUUCUUAAGAUUCCUGUUAUCCUCGCAUAAAUCUCUUUAUUUUUAAUUCAUUACCGGGGAAAGGUCCCGAGGGAAAUGUCCAUUUACUAACCGUAUUCAACUCAAUUCUUACGUUCAUUUAACUUUAUUCUUAAAAUUAACUCAACUUAACUGUUAAAAUAUUUUCGACAUAAAAUUUUCCAAUGUUAAUUAUUUUUUAUGCAAAUUAUAGAAAAGAAAUACAAAUGAUUAACGUCUGAAGUUAGAUAUAUUUGAUUUUCAAAUACAUUAAUUAGAACGAUUGGAAUAUUACGUGGUUUUCUGUUUUCAUAUCUAAUGCAAUAACAAGUUAAUUUCGGAUCAAUUCACAUGAAUGACGAUCAUGAAAAUGUCAUAAGAUAAGAGAUUUUCGAAGUUCCAAAGAAUAAUCGAGAUUUCAAGAAUCACGAAAUAUAAAAAAAUCACUUCAAAAAUCACGAGGAAUGAGGAAAGUUAUUUUCCUUGGUUUUAAUCUUGAUUGAUAAUUAAUAUUAUUCUUUGAUCAAGGAUCUUUUACAGGAAAUGUUAUAAGGAGUGAAAAAAAAUAAAAGGAAGAUAAAAAAUAUCAUUAAGAACUAUAGAACCGAUAAGAAGAUACGCGAAGAUAUACAUUUACACAUAUUUGAACGCGCGUUCACGUAGCAAGUAGAUAUGAUAAAAAGUCAUGCGCGUUCAGUUACAAGGGGUUGUCGAUACCGAUAUAAAUUGACGUACAGAUCGUCCCAUAGAGCGCAGAUAGUCGAUCCCUCGGUUAAGAUACAUAGAGAAGAAUAGAAAGAGAAAGAUUUUCAUAGAUUUUUUUCGAGGAUCUUUCGAUCGAUUCGAUUAUUCACAGUGAGUUGAAUUCGAACGAUCGAACGAUCGAUCUUGGUUAACUUUCAUUAUAAGCUCGUUCCAGUUUUGAUCGAUUGUCAUCGUGAAUCACUUUCGUUUUACAUAUUUUGAUGACAAAACAAAAUUUUUUUUCUAUCGAUCAAGAUCAAACUUUGUAAAUCGGUUUUAUCGUGCACCAAAAAUUGACUAGUUCUUCGUUCUAAAUAUAUUCAACGCGAUGGAGGACAUCAAGGAGCGAAUGGAUGACCCAGGAAAGUUUCGACAAUUUGUAGCAGCGAUGGUUGUGAAUCUAGCAACCAUGACGUAUGGGACAAUGAUCGGUUGGCAAUCACCAAUGGCACCAAAAUUACAAAGUGAAGAUCCUCCAGUUGGAAUAAUAGCAAUGACAAACGAAGAAGUUUCUUGGCUGAGUGCAAUUAUGUGUUUAGGAGGAAUUGUAACAACUCCAAUAAUGGGUCCAAUAUCAGAGAAACUUGGACGCAAGAUGACGGGUUGUCUUCUUGGUCUACCAUUCUUGACUUGUUCUCUUUUAAUGAUUUUCGCGACCGAUCAAAUACAUAUCUUUAUUGCACGUUUCUUCGCCGGUGUGGGGGGUGCAGGUGCGUUCUUUUUAGUUCCACUUUACGUUUCCGAAAUUUGCUGCGACUCGAUACGUGGUAUGCUGGGUAGUCUGCUCGUUUUGGUGGUGAACGUAGGAAUCCUGAUAGCUUACAUAUUAGGUGCCUUCUUGUCUUUCAAAAUCUUUAAUAUUUGCAUCGCUGUGCUACCUAUGAUCUAUCUAGGAAGUUUUCUUUUUCUACCAGAAACACCUGUUUAUUUGAUUCGCUAUAAUCGACUUCGUGAGGCUGAUAGGUCUUUGAUGUGGUUGAGGGCGGGACAUCAAUUGACGGUAGAGAGAGAGCUACUACGUUUGCAGAUCGCUGCGAAGGAAGCCGCAACAUCAACUAAAUCCGUUGGUUUCAUGGAUCUCUUCAGGAAUAGAGGAACAAUCAAGGCAUUAAUAAUCGCUCUAGGCAUCUUCGGUGGUCAACAAUUCUGUGGUAUAUUCGCUAUGAUAAGCUAUACUGAGACGAUUUUUCGUAUAUCAGGGAGUUCGUUAUCACCAAACACAGCUGCGAUCACCGUAGGUGCCAUACAAGUUAUAGGAUCCUAUCUAUCAACUUCACUGAUGGAACGAACCGGUAGAAGACCUCUUCUAUUAAUAUCCUGUAUGGGGAUGUGCAUUUGCCAUUACGUCCUUGGUACUUUCUGCUAUCUUCAAGAAUUAAAUUAUGACAUUUCUGUAUUUGGUUGGAUACCUGUGGUAGCUUUAUCGGUUUAUGUGAUUACCUAUUGUUUGGGUAUGGGUCCUGGACCCUAUGUGAUUUGCUCUGAAAUAUUCGAACAGGAUAUUUUCAGUUUAGCAAUUGCAAUAACUCUUCUCUUUACUUGGAUCAUUGCCUUCAUGGUAGUGAAAUUCUUUGCGAAUUUGGUGGAUCUGAUCGGCAUGUUCGGAUGUUUCUUUAUUUUGGGCACUUCCUGUAUUUUAACUUUCAUCUUCAUUUACGUUUUUAUACCAGAAACGAAGGGAAGGUCGCGAGAAGAUAUUUUAAAUGAAUUAAAUGGCGGGCAUUCUUGGGCUUCGACGGUCGGUGAUAUCAAGAUUUCAACGACGCAUGCAUGACGUUCGUUAGAGAUUGCUAUAAUUGAAGAGAAAAUGGACGUUCUCUUAGAUGAAUCGAAAAUUCCUUAGAUAAUAAUAAGUAAAGAUUGUUGAGAAAGUGAACAUUGAUUUGUUGGCUGUGCAAUGAGUGCUUCAUUAGCUGUUAUGUAUGAAGUAUAUCGAUCGGCUGGACCGAUUUUUGCGAAUCGUUUUUUUGAACUUUGUACAAAGAAUAUUUUACUUUUAAAAAAGAAUAUAUAUACAUAUAUAUUACAAUAAUAUUUUAUAUCAAUAAUAUAAGUAUAGAUUAUAUAGGAUAAAUAAGAUAUGAUUGAAGGAUAUUGAAAAAAGAAAUAUUCGUGUGUUAUAGACAAAUCACACUAUAUUUUAAAUAAUAUUGUAUUUUUCCCAAAUAGUGUUCGUUCUAAAACCUAUAAAUACAAUGUUUAGGUGAAUGUUUCAAUGUUUUGUAUAAUAUGGUAAAAAAAUCAGCGAUGAUAAUUAUUACAAGUAUUUUAUAUUUGUAUCCACUUGCUUUUUCUAUCUCUACAUUUUCUUCUUAUUUAUUAAUUAAAUUAUAAUGCCCGAAAAGAGCUUAGUAUAUAUAUAUGUGUGCGCGCGUGUGUGUGUGUAUGUAUAUAUAUAUGUAUAUAUAUAUGUAUAUAUAUGUAUGUAUGUAUAUAUGUGUGUGUGUGUGUGCGUGUAUACGAAAAUUAUUACAUAAGUCUUAAAAACAUAUUAAAAUAUAAUAAGUAAUAAUUUUGUUUUUCUUUAAGAAUACUUUGCAAUAAUAGAAAUUAUGUUAUGAAGAGAUGUACAAAUUUUAAUUUUUACUAAAAUUUAAUAUUAUUACAA
Messenger RNA from Vespula vulgaris, 4501 nucleotides. RefSeq names its product facilitated trehalose transporter Tret1-like. Bases 2222 to 3667 code for a protein of 481 amino acids. The transcript is spliced from 4 exons. Gene Ontology annotation, molecular function: sugar transmembrane transporter activity. The record is from RefSeq and is a predicted model, not a curated record. NCBI's taxonomy places the organism in Eukaryota, Metazoa, Arthropoda, Insecta, Hymenoptera, Vespidae. Gene Ontology annotation, biological process: carbohydrate transport; transmembrane transport. Gene Ontology annotation, cellular component: membrane.